Cinara cedri is the source of this 450-nucleotide messenger RNA. Lineage: Eukaryota; Metazoa; Arthropoda; Insecta; Hemiptera; Aphididae. The record is from the annotation of a GenBank genome assembly.
AUGAGGGGCCGCUGCGCUCCAAUCACACCGGUAGUGGGCAACACUUUCCGCGAGUCGUUGCUGUCCUGCAAAUCGCAGACAAUGGUGCAAUCUCAAAUAAUCAAGCCGUAUUUGAGAACAAUGCAAUCAUUUGAUUUGGACAGCGACAACGACGUGGAAAUCAAGCCGCACCCGGAGAUCUGUUUACAGAAGACGCUGCCGACACGCAACACCGGCCGCCGGCCAGGGACCAACAAAUUGGUGCACAAGUUAGUUUCAGAUACAACUUACGACGAGGAAGCUUGUCGCUGCGCUCCAACCACACCGGUAGUGGGCAACACUUCCCACGAGUCUUUGCUGUCCUGCAAAUCGCAGACAAUGAUGCAAUCGCAAAUAAUCAAGCNGACUACCCACUUUCCACCUAUUUGUUUUCAUUCAAUUCUAACAUGGCCAUUCCAAAACCAAAAAUGA